Molecule: messenger RNA, 3919 nt
Organism: Micropterus salmoides (largemouth bass)
Lineage: Eukaryota; Metazoa; Chordata; Actinopteri; Centrarchiformes; Centrarchidae
Gene: pigq
Product: phosphatidylinositol glycan anchor biosynthesis, class Q
Exons: 14
Coding region: 160-1959 (599 amino acids)
Biological process (GO): GPI anchor biosynthetic process
Cellular component (GO): membrane; endoplasmic reticulum
Source: RefSeq, a predicted model, not a curated record
UCACCGGAGCAUUAACCGCGAUGGGCUGUCAACAAAGAAGAUGGCGCCGGUCUCAACUUAGCUAAACUCCACUCGACGUUACAAAUGAAAGGUGAAACCUUGCGUCGGUUUUAAAGAAGGUCGUCAGAGCUGCUGGAGGCUGAACACGGAGCUGCAGUCAUGGUGCUGAAGAUCUUCUUCCCGCAGUGCUGUAACCGGGCGGACAGCGGGCUGCUGGUGGGCCGCUGGAUCUCCGGCCACGACUCUGCCGUGGUGUUGGCGGUCAUCCACUACCCGUUUAUCCCCGGACAAGUCAAACAGUAUGUCCAGCAGAUGCAGGCCCACAGUGGGGUGGAGCUGUCAGUGCUGGGAUCGUGGAGUUUACCCAAAGACGGUCAGGAGGGCAUGGAGAGCUUCCUCAGAGACCUCAGCACCAUCUUCCCCCAGAAACACUGGCUGCAGAUCAACCGUGAGAUUGGCAAGACAGGCUUCACCUGCCAGGUCCUCAACCGGGAUCAGAAUGGAGGAGCAGCUCAGCAGGACGCUAAGAAGACAAAGAAGGAGAAGGUUGAGGAAGCUGAUGGAGAGGCUGCAGGUGAUGAAGAAGAGGAGCAGGAGGUGAUCUUCGUCCACUAUGAGCAGAGGAAGGUGAUGUUGUCGCAGCUUCACCCCAUUGAGAACGGAGUUCCCGACCCCAAAACUGAUCCACCAUCUGAGCUCAGACAGAUGUUCCACACUGUGGCCCACAGCCAGCCUCUGUUCUUCCUUGACAAGUACGACGACGGGCCGCUGAAGUCGACACACUGGCAGUCUGAAGGUCGAGAGGCCAGCAUCAUCGUGGAGCUGCUCAAACAGGCCUCCGUACCGCUCUGCCUGCUCAUCGGCUGGCUGCUCUCCAUAUGGACCUGGAUCUGUAACAUGCGGAUCUUCAGUCUUUACCCGCUGCGCUUCCUGUCCAGUAAGCUGUCCACCUGUGUCCAGCUCAGCUACAGAACCGAACACAUGAGGGCGCUAAGCUCGCCAAAACCAGCCGCCGGACACACGCAGUUCAUGAGGAAAGCCAACAUCGUGGUCUCGUUCCUGGUGGACGUAGCUCUCGGCAUGUUGCUCAUCUCGUGGCUCUACAGAGACGACCACAUCAGCAUGUUGGCCAACACACUGGUGCCUGCCGCUGAUCAUGUGGCUAAAGAGCUGGAGGAGCUGCUGCAGUGGCUGAUGGGAGCUCCUGCGGGGCUGAAGAUGAACCGGGCCCUGGACCAGGUUCUGGGCCGCUUCUUCCUCUACCACAUUCACCUCUGGAUCAGCUACAUCCACCUGAUGUCUCCCUUCAUGGAGGGGAUCCUGUGGUACGGAGGCCUGUCAGCCUGCCUGGGCCUGACCUUCGCCCUCUCGCUGCUCUCUGACAUGGUCGCCCUGCUCACCUUCCACAUCUACUGCUUCUACGUCUACGGCGCCAGGCUCUACUGUCUGAAGAUCUACGGCCUCUCAUCUCUCUGGAGGCUCUUCAGAGGGAAGAAGUGGAACGUCCUGCGGCAGAGGGUUGACUCCUGCUCCUAUGACGUGGACCAGCUCUUCAUUGGAACACUGCUGUUCACCAUCCUGCUAUUCCUGCUCCCUACCACGGCGCUCUACUACCUGGUCUUUACUCUGUUGCGGCUGGUGGUGGUGCUGUUCCAGGGCGUCCUCCACCUCAGCGUGGACUUCAUUAACUCCUUCCCGUUGUUCGCCAUGGGCCUCCGCAUCUUUCGGUCCUACAGACUGGCAGAGGGUGUGAAGUUCAGGGUGCUGUGUGAGGAGCCUGGGACGGCCCUUCACCUGCUGAUGGAGAUUAACCCUCUUAAGUGCAGCGCUGUGGUUCAGACCUACCGCACCCCGACUUACAGCUGCUACCCCAAAGACUCGUGGGCGGCCCUGGUCAAGAAGCUGUUUGUCGGGGAGCUGAUUUACCCCUGGAGACACAAAACCACCAAGACUGACUGAGAGCGACAUCAGCCAGAAAUGUGAGAGGGAAAGAAAAAGAUGGGAAGGGACUGAAUAGGUAACGAGAUGGAAACAGACAGAUGGGAGGGAAAGAGGGGAAAUGGGAGGGAAACAAGGGUGAGUUUGGUACGAAGCCCUUUGAGUCACGCUGCUUUCAUGUUGGAUGAACGAAGAACGUCGCAGAAAGUACGUUGUAACAAAACUGAAGCUGCCAAGUCAGUUGUUUUCUGAUGAACAACAAAAGUAAGAACGCGUCUUAGAGCAGCAACAAACAUGGCGAUGUCUGCCACAAAACUAAGAACCAGCUGCUAUAGGAACUGUGAUCAUAACAUUACUUUCAGUACAUAAUGAAAAUCCUUUAUUUUAAUAACUUUAUCAAGGUGAAUAUCCUUCCCUUGUGCUGACAACAGGUGUUUUUUCUUUUUGUUGUUGAGGUCAAAAAUUUAUUCAAAUAAGAGAACUUGGACUCCAUCUUUACACACAAGCAGCUGAAAGGUGAGGUGAACAGUAAUGUACUUAAUCCCGCUGUGUUGCCCAUACAGAAACAACGCUAAAGGACCAAAACCAUGCUUAAUGUGGAAUUUGAGAUUUGAAAAUGACACCACACUUUGACAUUUAUUUUUUUAGCCUCCUGACCUUGUUUUUCCCUAUAAAUCAAUGAAAUCUUCACUGUUUUGUAUGACUAGCAAACAUACACGUGUUAGUUCAUGUACUGUAGUUCAGACACUGGAAAUAUCCGCUUCGUUUCAUCAGCCGUGAAACACAACAACAAACGUGUGGAUUGUAUGUUGUUGUUGUUGUUGUUGUUGGGUAUGAUGCUGCUGCUCCACUGGCUCAUGUGACUCUUAAACAGCACAUCCCAAUUCCCACUGUCCUAUAGAUCAUUCCUUAUUCACCAACAGACACCACUUUGACCUGAGACACAUUACUGUUCUUAUAUAUGUGCUCAUGUGCUCUCAUAUAUGCCGCAUGAAAACAGCAUAUAUCACUCCCCACAUGGUCUAUGUUGGUGGCAGUAAUGACAUGUACAUAGUCAACAUAAUGCCAGCAUCUUUUCAUUCAUGCUCCCCGUAAAAUAAACUCUUCCUAUUUUGGACACUCCAUAAGCUUUCCCGUAACAUUAUGUUGACACCUUUAUGCUCCCCGUAUUUAGCGUGAAAAUUAAAUUUGACCUUGGAGACAGUAGUUUAAAGAACGAUCUUAACUCAAGCUCCACUACAUAGCCUUUUUUUAAAAUCAGGUGAUUGUGUAUUAACUGCACUGACCAUGUAGAUAGUUUUGUAGAAUUUAUAUUAUUUAAGUAUUAGUAAGCAUCUACUUAAAAUAUUAACUGGACAAACUAAAUGUUUUUAUUUCUUAAGUUAAUUAAUUAUUUCUUAAUCAUUUUUUUAAUUAUGAGUUUAAGGUAAAAAUGUAAUAAUUUGUGGGGGGUUUUCCAGGUUACUCUGUUGCCAUAUUUUCUCCCUAAAGUAGAUAUAUUUAUCUCUUGAGAGUCAGUCAGAGGGAGAUGAACAGUCAUGUGUUACUGUUGUCGUGUAAAGCAAAUCCUUACAAGUCGGGGUCAGUUUGUCAGCAUGCCCUUUUUAUUAAUGUGCCUAUUGAUGUUAAUUAAAUGUUGUCCCAGAAUUCCUUGCAACAAUCAACCUGGACCAGUUUUCACCUUUCAGUGCUAAGCGAUGCUAAACACAUUGUGGCCAAACUCUGCUGGCAAAGAUGAAACUUUUAUAAACUUUAGGCAGCAAGAAAGAUGAUUUCCCAAAAUGUUUCAUUAAUGUGAAUUAUUGUUUUAUUUGACCUAAAUCUGUAGACUUUGUUCCUUAGCAUCCUGAGCACUGAUUUGUCAUUUCUAAUACUUAAGAAUGAAAAUUUACCAAUUUAUUUUGUUAAUAUCUUAUUUUAUCAUCCCCUGUUAAUCUGUUCUAAAUGUUCCAUUUAAUAAAAUUCAAACGUAUUUAACAUA